UUUAAUACAAAAAUGUCAGAUGAAAUAAAAAUAACUUUAAAAGAAGCUCGUGCAGCAUUUAAAGAAAAUAAAUAUUUAGAUGUGAUUAAAAAAUGUAAAAAGAUAUUAAAAAAAGAUCAAUGUAAUUAUGGUGCACUUAUGUUAUUGGCGGCUGCAAUGAAAGAAAUAGAUGAAUAUAAAUCACAAGUACCAUUAAUUCUUCAAAAAGGUAUACAAAUUCAAGCAGAUAAUCCAUUAGCUUGGCAUGGUUUAAUAACUUAUUAUGAAAAAAAUUUGGAUGAUAAUGAUUGUUAUAACAAAUUAAUAUUGGCUUAUUGCAAACUUUUACAGAUUGAAAGUGAUUCUAAGUUUACAUUUAUUUUGAAUAAAAUCUCAGAACUUUCAUUACAACUCAAAGAUGUUGCAACUCUAAAUCAAUGCAUUGAAUAUUUAAGUGAAUUACAAAAAGAAUUGGAUGAUAAUAAAAUUAAAAUGAUUGAUAAAGUACUUGGAAGAAUUUUAUUAGAUAAUAUUAAUAAGUUAGAUAAAUAUCAAGAUUUAUUAAAAAAUGUUUUUAAAUCUUCAAUUACUGAUCUUGAUGCAAUUGAACAACAACAUUUUUAUAAAAAAUAUUUGAAAAUAUUAUAUGACAAAGAUGAAUUAACUAUUUUAAUGAAAGAAGCUAUAAAUAUGCAUCAACAAUUUCCACAAGAUAUAAUAUCAUUAGAAUAUAUAUGUCUUAUUUAUUGUGAACAAAAUAUAUUAGGUGAAAAUUUUUCUGAUAUUGAUAUGACACAAUUUUAUGAAUGUCUUCUGAAAUUAAAUAAAGAGUCUGAAAUUGCUACAGUUACUAAAGCAAUAUAUUUAAAAAAAUCAAAUGACUUGAUUACAGCACGAGAAAUAUUAAAAGAUAUGCUUGUAUUAAAACCGCAUUCAAUACAUGGUUGGAUGGCACUAAGUGAAAUAAGUAUGAAACUUUAUUGUUGGGAAGAUGCAGAAAUAGCUGCUAAACGAAUAUUAGAAAUCAAGGAAUAUAAAUUAAAAGAUGAAUUAAAAUAUAAAAUGGAACUAAUAUUAGUUGAAGCAAUGAGUAGGUGUAAUGAUAAACAUAAAUGGGAAACUGCUUUGCAAAUAUAUGAACAACAUUUAAAAACACAUACUUCAAUGCAGUUGGAUCUUAUUCAUGCACGUCUCAGUAUAUUAUUAAAUCAGCCAAAUGCAUAUAUUUUGUUGAAUAAUUUGGAAUCAAAACAUGAAACUAAAUCACAAGCUAAUAUUCUUCGAGCGUUAUAUUUAAAACAAAACAAACAAUUAGAUGAAGCUGUGAAUGUUCUUGAUUCAGUCUUAGAAACUUCUGAAACAUGGUUAUUUUUGGGUAUAAUCUAUUGGGAAAUGGCAGAAUAUAAUUACAGCUUGAUGGCUUUUUUAAAUGGAAUAAAAGCUGAUCGUUAUAAUUGGAAAUGUCUAGUUUAUUUAGGUCAUUAUUAUCGCGAAUAUGGUAAUGAUAUGGAACGUUCUAGAAAAUGUUACCAAAGUGCAUUACAAAUUAAUCCAAAUUCUGAAGAAGCUGGUAUUGGUCUAAGUACAGCAUAUAGACUUCUUAAAAAUCAAGAUGCAAAUAUCAAAUUGCUACAAGUAUUAACUGUACAAGGUAGUGGUCCUAGAUGGGCAUGGUUACAAUUAGGCUUGCAAUAUCUAGAUCAAGGAAAUGCAGAACAAGCUAUUAAAGCAUUUCAACAUGUUAUUAGAGUUGAUCCUAAUGACAGUCAUUGUUGGGAAUCACUAGCGGACGCGUAUUUUAUACGAGGUGCUUAUACAUCGGCAUUAAAAUCUUAUCAAAGAGUGUUAGAAUUGUGUCCAAAAUCAUUAUAUCCAAUGAUACAAUUAGCAAAUAUAAAAUUGAUUAUUGGUCAAUAUAAUGAAGCAAAGAAUGAUUUUGAACAUAUAUUAAUAUAUGAAUCACGUUAUAUUCCUGCUUUAAAAGGAUUAGCUGAAACUUGUUUAGCACUAGCAAAAGAAUAUACUGCAAAACAAUUUCUGGGUCGCGCCAAUGAUUGUUUACAACAAGCAAUGAAUAGUUUGAUUGUAGCUAUUAAAGAACGUAAGGAUACAUCCUGUAUUUGGAAGUUACUUGGUGAUAUAUGUUAUAGAGUAGCAAUAUUACCCGAGAAAUACAGUUAUUUAAAAGUAUCAUCCAUUUUAAUAAAAUAUGAAGAUAUAGAAAAUAUAAUAUUGCUUAAAAAACAAGAUAUGUUCUCCUUAUCUAUAAGAUGUUAUUGUUGUGCACUAUCUCUUUCUCCACAAUCAGCUUUACUAUGGCAUGAUUUAGCUUUGUGCUACUUAAUGCAACUACAAUAUGAUCCAUCAAUUAAUCAUAAAAAUCUUGCUAGUAAAAGUCUUGCUGCUGCAAAACAUGCUAUUAAAUUAAAUCCUUCAAUAUGGAUACAUUGGAAUCUCUUAGGAGUUAUUUGUAUGUCACCAUAUAUAAAAAACUUUGCAUUAGCACAACAUGCUUAUAUCAUGGCAAUUGAUACAGAAAUAAAUAAUGCCAUAGUAUGGUGUAAUUUGGGAACAUUGUAUCUAUAUACAGAAAAUUUAUAUAAAGCAAAUGAAGCUUAUUCUCGAGCUCAGCGUGCAGAUCCAGCAUACAUAAAUAGUUGGAUAGGACAGGCUUUAAUUGCCGAAAUGAUGCAUCGAAAAGAAGCAAUGGAUUUAUUUAGACAUGCAACACAAUUAGGAUAUCACAGUCAAGCUGCCAUAGGAUAUACUCAUUGGGUACUUGAUAUGAUUUUAAAUUCUGAUACCAAAAAGAACAGUUUAAAUAUAUGUGUUACAGAAAAUGCUGUAUUUGCUGCUACUGAUGUUAUGACAUGGUAUAUAGAAAAUCAUCCAAAUGAUUGUUAUGCUCGAAAUGCAUAUGGAUUACUAUUACAAAGACAAAAACUUUAUAAAUCAGCUGCAGAACAAUUUGCAGUAGCUGUAUGUAAUAGUAUUAAUAAUAAAAAAGAUCUAGUCUGUGUAAAUUUAGCACAUGUAUUAAUAAAACUUAAAAAAUAUAAUGAAGCUAUAAAAUUAUGUCAAACAGUUCAAAAUAUCAAUUAUAAUUCUCAAUGUCAUUUAGCAUUGGCUUUAUUCAAAGCUGCAAAAUAUGAAGAAGCAUAUACCACAUAUGAAACAACACUGCAAUUUUUGGCGAAUACAGAAAUAGAGAAAUCAUAUGCACUGUGCGCAAUGGGUGCAAUAGCAUAUACUUUUCAAAAAGUAAAUGAUGCAAAAACUUUACUUUUUCAAUGCAUACAAAUACAACCGCCUGUUAUAACUGGCCUUUUAGCAGCUGCAUCAUUAGGAAUAUUACAUGGUGAUAUCAAUUUAACUACAUUGGUAUUAAAUGAAUUGCAAUUAUAUGAAAAUCAUCUUGAAUAUGGUUAUCAUGUUGUGAAUUUAUCUGCAUAUUUUUAUUUAAUUGGAAAUGAUGUUAAAAAAGCUAUUACUAUUCUUUCUAAAGCAAUUUUUACACAUCCUAGUAAUGUAAAAAAUUGGAUUCGAUUACUCAGGAUAUUAUUGGAAACUAAUGUACAUAUGUUUAGCAAAUGUGCUCAGAAAGUAUUGUUCCUUAAUAAAUAUAUUACUUCUGAAAAUCAUGCAAAUGUUGCAUGUGCUCUAUCUUAUAGUUAUUUUAUGCAAAAUUUAGUACCAGCCAAUAUUAUAGCUAUGCAAAAACUUGUUUUCACUUAUCCUGGUAAUAUUGAAAGCUGGGCUAUGUUUAUUGCAGUAUUUUUAUCAAGGUCUGCAAUUAAAAGCCAUAAAGUUGAUAUCAAAUGGCUCACGAUGCUCAUAACUAGCAUACAAAAAAAUUAUGAAUCUACAAACUUGAUGGCUAAGUGGUUAAAUGACAGCAAAAAAAAAUUAAAAGAAAUCUCUAUUAAAUAAGACAAAUUUUUUCUUAUUUAUAAAUUUUAAAAUAAAUAUAAUAUAAAAUGUAAAUAAUUUGAUACAUAAAAAAAAUUUUAUAUAUUACGUUUAUUAUAUUAUGUUUUAAGAUUGAUUGAAAUAAAGAUAUAUAUUUUCUUAUU
Messenger RNA from Apis mellifera (honey bee), 4052 nucleotides. Its product is annotated as tetratricopeptide repeat protein 37. The transcript has 13 exons. NCBI's taxonomy places the organism in Eukaryota, Metazoa, Arthropoda, Insecta, Hymenoptera, Apidae. Gene Ontology annotation, molecular function: protein binding. The record is from RefSeq and is a predicted model, not a curated record. Gene Ontology annotation, cellular component: Ski complex. The coding region runs from base 13 to 3909 and encodes 1298 amino acids.